GGGACUGCGCAUGCUCAACCGAUCGCUGAUUUACCAGUAGAUAGCUGAAUGAAAAGAGAGUGAGUGUGCUUUGAAAGGUCAUUUUCCGUUUGGCGCGGUAGCACACAAGUACUGACUACCUUCUGUGCCGAAAACUUACCAAAGAAAAUUUCGGAAUUGAACUUUGUGAACCAACUUUUCGCUGAUUUCUGUUGGAUAGAACAACACAACCUGACUGCUGAUUCGAAAACCAGUAAAGGAACGAAGAGAGAGGAUGAAAGCGAUAGCGUACGCUUUGCUCGUCGCUGUGUAUAUUUUGCAAGCCAGGUGCGAAGAGCAAUGUUCGUUACCUGCUGAUUGCUUCACGAAAUGGGAGGAAGUGUGCGGAGAAUUGUUCCCCAGCAGCUUGUGCAAUGUGAUGUGCCCUAAGGGAUGCAAUCUGGGAGAAAGAAUCCGGGGUACGGGGACCUACACUGGCGACUCCGCCAUCUGCCGAGCCUAUGUACACGCCACAGGCACUGAUGGCGGUUUUGUCGCUGCUAUGGGUACGGAGGACAAACGUUUUUUCAUUGGAAGCUCACUGAACGGGAUCAGAUCAGAAUCCACCGGAGCCAGAUCGACGUCCUUUGCCUUUCUGGAGGAAGAGAAUGAAUGCGGUGGCUGUCAACUUGGAGAAAUCUGCACCGACGUUGGGGAGGGCAAAAAGGCGUGUGUACUUCCGCUUGACUGCAAUGCGAAUUGGGACAACUCUUGUGAGGAUUACAACAGGAACGGAACAUGCCUUGUGAUGUGUCCAGCCGGGUGUACGAGAGGUAGUUCGGUGUGGGGGACUGAUAUAUACCGCACUGCAUCUUCUAUUUGCCGUGCAGCCGUUCACUCCAAUGCCGAUCUCGCCAAGGGUGGAAUCGUCACCGUCGUCGCUCAGGGAGAACAGGCUUCACUAGCUGGAACACACAGGAACGGUGUUGGUACUAUGGGUCAUUACGGUGACAUAGAUCAAAGCUUCAGCAUCGCGCGUUCUUCUGAGGCAUGCGGAGGAUGUGAGGCGUUCGAGACCUGUCAGGAUCUUGGUGACGGUCAGUUUGGCUGUGUCCUGUCCUUGGACUGCAGACAGACGUGGGAGGACAGCUGUAAAGUACGCUACGGUCAGGAAAAAUGCAGAGUAUUAUGCCCUGAGGGUUGUAAAAACGGAGGAGGAAUUUAUGGCUCUGAUAUCUACACAAGCAACUCGGCAGUUUGUCGUGCUGCGGCGCACGCCAUUCCAGACAUGAAAAAUGGCGGCGUUGUCAAUGUACUCAGUCAAGGACAACAACAAGGCUUCGCCGGCACCGUCAGGAACGAAAUUGGUUCAGGAGCGUAUUACAAGCCGAAACCGGAGACCUUCAGUUUCGUGGAGACCACCAGCGCAUGCGCAACUGCAGGCACACCCUGUGGCCCUGAACAAACCUGCCAAGAUGUCGGUGACGGAAAACUGGGCUGUGUGUUGCAGCUGGACUGCAGAAUAUACUGGGGCAUAACGUGUAAAUCUCACUAUGGCGACGGUCCCUGCAGAGUCAUUUGCCCUUCCGGAUGUAAAAGCGGAGGAGGUGUAUGGGGAACUGACAUUUAUAGCAAUGUGUCCGCCGUGUGUCGUGCUGCUGUCCAUGCAGUACCUGAUCUCAAUGAAGGAGGCGUGGUAACAGCACUUCCUCAGGGAGAACAGGUGCACUUUGCCUCCACUGUCAGAAAUGAAGUGACCACAGGAAGGAUGUUCAAGCGUUGGCCAGAAACUUUCAGCUUCGCGGAAGCCACCAGCGCUUGCAAGGAGGCCGGACUCAAUUGCGAACCUCACCAAACCUGUCACGUACACGAGGAUGGGAAAAAGAGCUGUGUCAUGGCCGUCGACUGCUACUCCCGUUGGUCGGACACUUGCAAAUUUCAGCAUGGAGAGGAUAACUGCAGAGUUCAGUGUCCAGCUGGGUGUGUCAAAGGAGGCUCGGUCCACGGAAGUGACGUCUACACCAAUACCUCGGCAGUGUGUAGAGCAGCUGUCCAUGCGAUCUCAGGAAUGAAAUCUGGGGGCCUUGUCACGGCAACGGCUCAAGGAGGACGGCUCACUUUCCCUGGCUCUGUUAGAAACGACGUCAGUUCCGGAAACUUCCACAGAAAAUGGGAUGAAUCCUUCGCUUUCGUGGAGACAACUAGCGCUUGCGCAGCUGCCGGCUUGACAUGCGCCCCUCACGAGACGUGUGUUGAAAUGGGAGAGAAAGAACCUCCAGUGUGCGCCAUGCAGUUAGAUUGUUGGGUGAAAUGGGCUGAUACCUGCAAACAUCUUUACGGCGAUAAACCUUGCCCGUAAGAUGUUCUUUUGAUUUCAGAGCAUAUUUUAAAUUUU
Molecule: messenger RNA, 2353 nt
Organism: Lingula anatina
Lineage: Eukaryota; Metazoa; Brachiopoda; Lingulata; Lingulida; Lingulidae
Source: RefSeq, a predicted model, not a curated record